GUAUUUGAAGAACAGGAAACAAACCUUUCAACAGCGUAAAGAAACGUGAAAAUUGUCAACGCUGCCGAAACAUCAGAAUACGUAUACAUCGGCAAAUAACUGAGAUAGAAACAGCAACGAAAAGUAAUUUUCAAGUGAAGUAAUAGUGCUGCUGAGAAACAAUUUGUUUGGCUAGCCUGGGUGCGAGGCAAGGGUUGUGUUUGAAUCUCCGACGCGAGGGAGGCACCCUCCUUUUAGCUUGUGCAUGUUGAACAUUUUAUCUUUUUAACUUUUACACCUUUUGGGGAAUCUGCUUGAAGAUGGGGUGUACUCUGAGCACGGGUGAUAAGGCGGCGCAGGAGCGCAGUAAAAUAAUCGACAGGAAUUUACGGGACGACGGGGAAAAAGCAGCACGGGAAGUCAAGCUGCUUCUGCUUGGUGCUGGGGAGUCAGGGAAGAGUACCAUUGUCAAACAGAUGAAGAUCAUCCAUGAGGCGGGCUAUUCAGAGGAGGAGUGUAAGCAGUACAAGGCAGUGGUGUACAGCAACACCAUCCAGUCCAUCAUCGCCAUCAUCAGAGCCAUGGGGCGCCUCAAGAUAGACUUCGCUGAAGCAGCCAGAGCGGAUGAUGCUCGUCAGCUGUUUGUGCUGGCGGGAUCAGCAGAGGAGGGCUUCAUGACCGGUGAGCUGGCCGGAGUCAUCCAGCGCCUCUGGAAGGACGGUGGGGUCCAGGCCUGCUUCGGCCGCUCACGAGAAUACCAGCUCAAUGACUCCGCUGCCUAUUAUCUGAAUGACCUGGACAGGAUAGCCCACGGAGCGUACGUGCCCACCCAGCAAGAUGUGCUGAGGACCAGGGUGAAGACCACUGGCAUCGUGGAGACUCAUUUCACCUUCAAAGACCUCCACUUCAAAAUGUUUGACGUGGGGGGUCAGAGGUCCGAGAGGAAGAAGUGGAUACACUGCUUUGAGGGAGUCACCGCCAUCAUCUUCUGUGUGGCGCUCAGUGACUACGACCUUGUGCUGGCCGAGGAUGAGGAGAUGAACCGGAUGCAUGAGAGCAUGAAGCUAUUUGACUCCAUCUGCAACAACAAGUGGUUCACAGACACCUCCAUCAUCCUCUUCCUCAACAAGAAGGAUCUGUUUGAGGAGAAGAUCCAAAAGAGUCCUCUCACUAUCUGUUACCCGGAGUACGCAGGCUCCAACACAUACGAGGAGGCAGCAGCCUACAUCCAGUGUCAGUUUGAGGACCUGAACAAGAGGAAGGACACCAAGGAGAUCUACACCCACUUCACUUGCGCCACCGACACCAAGAAUGUGCAGUUUGUCUUCGACGCAGUCACCGAUGUCAUCAUCAAGAACAACCUGAAGGACUGUGGCCUCUUCUAGGGCAGUGUGGUGGCCAGCGUGUGUUCAGUGACCAUUGUCCUUGGGAUGUCUGUGGCUGGAGGGGGUUGGAUCAUGGACACUUUGUAGAGAACUUCACUUUUAACCUCUUAACUUUAAACUCAGUUUUUAAAAUGCCAUGUAGAAAAAUGUUUGUGUAAAAUAUUUGUACAACUGUCACUAUGGUUGGAGAUUUUCACUGUUUUUAAGAUGUUUUUGUUUUAACCAGUCAAGUUAUUUAAAGGAUGGAGGGGGGACUUUUCAUUUAUUUCUUCUAGGAAAGGAAUGGACAUUUUUCUGUUAGGUACCUGUGCCUUUGCAUGCCUUAGUUCCAGUGUUUUGUUUUUUGGGCUAGAUGGUAGAUGUUUGUUGGGGGGGGUAUUCAAUUAGAACAUCUCAAUAUUUUGUUUCUGUGACUGAUGGCUUCUGAGAAUUAGUGUCCAUGGAAAUAAUGAAAUAGACCAAUUUUAAGACCAACUUGCUCUUGAUAGACCAAUUCACACUGACACUGUGAGCGCUGUGUGUCUGUGCGCAUGACUGUGUGAGUGCCUUUGCUGCAUCACUGUUUGCUUGUGUGAGUGCGUGCAGCUGUGUGACUUAGUGUGCAUGAAUGUGUGUGGACAUACAGAAUCAGUGAAGUUUUGACACCUACUCAUUCAAGGUAUUUCAUUUUUACUAUAUUCUACAUUGUAGCAUAAUAGUGAAGACAUCAAAACUAUGAAAUAACAGAUAUGGAAUCAUGUAACUAAAUGUGAAUCAAUCUAUUUAAAAUGUUUGUUUCUUUGAAGUAGCUACCCUUUGCCUUGACAGCUUUGCACACUCUUGGCAUUCUUUCAACUUGGUUCACCUGGCAUGCUUUUCCAACAGUCAUGAAGGAGUUCCCACAUGCUGAGCACUUGUUGGCUGCUUUCAUUCACUCUGCGGUCCAACUCAUCCCAAACCAUCUCAUUUGGGUUGAGGUCAAGUGAUUGUGGAGGCCAGAUUAUCUGAUACAUCAUUUGCCUUGGUUAAAAAUCCCUUUCCCUAGGUGUGUUGAGUCAUUGUCCUGUUGAAAAACAAAUGAUAGUACCACGAAGUGCAAACCAGAGGGGAUUGUGUAUUGCUGUGAUAGCCAAGUGUACCCUGAAUGAUAAAUCACGAAAGUGUCACCAGCAAAGUCCUAUCACACCACCACCUCAAUGCUUCAUGGUAGGAACCACGCAUGCAGAGAUCAUCCGUUCACCAACUCUGCAUCUCACGAAGACAUGGUGAUUGGAAAGCAAAAAUCUCAAAUUUGAACUCUACCGGUCUAAUGCUCAUGUUUUUGGACCAAGCAAGUCUUAUUGGUGUCAUUUUUAGUAGUAGUAUAACAGUUGAUGUCUGUUACUUGAACUCUGAAGCAUUUAUUUGAGCUGCAAUUUCUGAGGCUGGUAACUGAGUUUUCCUUUCCUGUUGCGGUCCUCAUGAGAGCCAGUUUCAUCACAGUGCUUGAUGGUUUUUGCGACUGCACUUGAAGAAACAUUCAAAGUUCUUAAUUUUCUGCAUUGACUGACCAUGUAUGCCGUAAAAUAUUGAACCGUCGUUUCUAUUUGCUUAUUUGAGCUAUUCUUGCCAUAAUAUGGACUUGGUCGGACUAUCUUCUGUAUACCAACCCUAGUCACAACACAACUGAUUUGCUCCAACGCGUUAAGGAAAGAAAUUCCACAAAUCUACUUCUAACAAGGCACACCUGUUAAUUAAAAUGCAUUCCAGUUGACUACCUCAAGCUGGUUGAGAGAAUGCCAAGAGUGCAAAACUGUCAAGGCAAAGGGUGGCUGCUUUGAAGAAUCUAACUUUUUUUCAUUACAACAUGAUUCCAUGUGUUAUUUCAUAGUUUUGAUGUAUUCACUAUUAUUCUACAGUGUAGGAAAUAGUAAAAAUAAACCCUUGAAUUAAUAGGUAUCAACUUUUGACUUGUACUGUAAGUACAAAGGGACUUUCUUACUUUUACUUGUCAUCCUCUGUCUGGUUUCUGGAAAAGUGACCAAAAAGGCAACUUAAAAAUGUAAUUUGACGUCACAUCGUUGAGGUGAUGUUGCGGGCGGUAACAUUCCUACACCAAAUCAUUUUAAAGAAACUUUGAAAAGAGGAUGACAACUAUAGCAUUGUAGCAGACAGGAUCAUAGAUAUAAAGUGCAAAGGGAGGUGGAUGGGUGGGAGUGCACUGUUAUGAUGACGAAGACGAUAUGAUUCGUAAUGGUUACAUAUCUGACCCCACCCCUUGGUUUCCAUUGGAUGGGGACGUUAGUGAACUAAUUUCCAUAAUUUUGCUAAUAAAUAGUUGCUGUGGUGAAACCACAGCAUCCUUCACAA
This is a messenger RNA of Oncorhynchus masou masou (cherry salmon), 3692 nucleotides long. RefSeq names its product guanine nucleotide-binding protein G(i) subunit alpha-1-like. The coding region runs from base 300 to 1364 and encodes 354 amino acids. Gene Ontology annotation, biological process: adenylate cyclase-modulating G protein-coupled receptor signaling pathway. Lineage: Eukaryota; Metazoa; Chordata; Actinopteri; Salmoniformes; Salmonidae. The record is from RefSeq and is a predicted model, not a curated record. Gene Ontology annotation, cellular component: heterotrimeric G-protein complex. The transcript has 9 exons. Gene Ontology annotation, molecular function: GTPase activity; GTP binding; G-protein beta/gamma-subunit complex binding.